AUGUAUGCUGUUGACCAGUGUGGAUUUCUUGAACUUAAGCCAACACUUACGGCUAAACCCUUUAUUUUCGAUACCAAUUUCGAUGCCACUACUUGUCGACCAUCGUCAAAAGAUGAUGAUAAUAAUGCUGAUAAUAAUGCUGAUAAAAAUGCUGAUAAUAUUGAUGAUGAUAACAGUGAUGAUAAUAAUGAUGAUAAUAAUGCUGAUAAUAAUAAUGCUGAUAAUGAUGAUUAUAAUGAUGAUAAUAAUACUGAUACUGAUGAUGACAAUAAUGCUUAUAAUGAUGCUGAUGAUAAUAAUGAUAAUGUUGAAGAUGAUAAUAUUGAUGCUAAUAAAUAUGAUGAUAAUGAUGAUGAUAACGAUGAUAAUGGUGAUGAUAAUAAUGCUGACAUAUUAAAUAAUGAUGACAAUGGUGGGAAAAUAUUGUUUGACAACAACACUAGAUUGUAA
Molecule: messenger RNA, 450 nt
Organism: Mercenaria mercenaria
Lineage: Eukaryota; Metazoa; Mollusca; Bivalvia; Venerida; Veneridae
Product: glycosyltransferase-like protein gnt13
Exons: 3
Coding region: 1-450 (149 amino acids)
Source: RefSeq, a predicted model, not a curated record